CCUCAGAGCUGCCAAGAACGCGAAUUAGUUCGGCUCGAGGUUCAGGUGAUAUAAGAAUUGGUUUGGCUGGCGGAGAAAAAUGUGCAAAGUAAAAGGAGGAAUUGCCUUCAUUGGGUGCCUCUUGCUGUUUGGUGCUCAGCGCACAGUCGCUCAAUGGUCGGAUAUUUGCGGCGACGAGGCGGACGGAACGCGUUUGCCUUUGGCCCUGGACUGCGGACGGUUUGUGGUGUGCCAGGAGCGUGAAGUGGCCGAGAUUCGCCGUUGUCCACGCGGCCUGCAUUUCAAUGCGCAGCUGGGCGAGUGCGAUUUCCAGUGGCGGGCCGAGUGCUUGGGUCUUUCGUUAUUUGGCAAGGCCGCCAGCGACGAGGAGUGCGUGUGCACAUGCUGUGCCGAGGAAUGUCCAGACGGCGAUCUGGAUCAACCGACCACGCACUGCCCGCCAGAGGCGGAGAAGACCACCCCAAGAGAUGAGGGCGAAACAGACAGCGUGACGGACAACGUGACGGACAAUACAGAGACAUUACCCAGUGAGGGCACCACCAGUGCGGGCACCACCCAGGAGAGCCCCACCAGUGCGGGCACCACCAGUAAGAGCACCACGAGGGAGAGCACCUUCGACACGGAUCCGACAGAAGCGCCCGGCAGCUCAUCCACCCCCCCAACUGGCGGCGAGGUGCCCGCCUACUGCAGCGACAAGCGCACGGAUUGCGUCAAUGAGCCGGACGGUGCCUUGCUUCAGUUAUAUGGCGUCUGCACAAAGUAUAUUCAAUGCAGUCAUGGCUGUUACAUGGAGCGAACCUGUCCCAGUGGCCUGUACUUUGAUCCCAGUCAGAAUGCGUGCAACAAUCCGUGGAACGUGGACUGCACCCCAGCGGACACGGAUGAUGCGGACGGCGAGCUGGUUGGUCCCUCGGGCACCAGCUGCAGCGAUCAGGGCGUUUGCGCUGGACAGCGGGACGGCAAAAUGUUCGCCAAUCCCGAUACCAAUGGCUACUUUGUGUGCCAGUGCCAGUGUCCAGUUGCCAUGCCCUGCGAUGCGAACACCAAGUUCAACGAGACGGCGCAGGUGUGCGAUUGGGACCGCACAUCCGGUACAAUCGGGGGCAGCAACAGUGUGAUCUGUCCCGAUGGCCUGGUCUACAAUGCCACCUCGGAUCAGUGCGACUAUCCGGACGGCUAUGUGCCGGAAGUCGUAUGCGAGAACAACAGCACCAUUUGCCAGGGUCAGCCGGAGGGCACGCUCUUUCCCAUAGAGGGCAUUUGCAAUAAGUUCUACAAGUGCAACUAUAACUGUGCCGUGGAGAAGAUAUGUCCCAACAAUCUGCUCUACGACUCGGAGGCCGAGCUCUGUGAUUAUCCACAGAAUGUGGACUGCCCCUGGGAGCACACACCACCAUCGGGCCCGAAUGCCGGACCCUCCGGCAUAUCCUGCGAGAGCAACGGCCGCUGUCUGGGACAACGCGAGGGCACACUGUUCCCAUCCCUGACCAGCUGCAGUGGCUAUGUGGUCUGCCAGUGCGAGUGCGAGGUUCCAAUGGAGUGCAGUCAGGGUUUGUAUUGGGAUCAAACACUGUACACUUGCAACUAUGCGGAUAAAGUUGAUUGUUCCCUUUAGGAAAAUCGAGUUACAUUAAUAAAGGAAAAUCAGAAAUU
This is a messenger RNA of Drosophila montana, 1653 nucleotides long. Its product is annotated as chondroitin proteoglycan 2. Gene Ontology annotation, cellular component: extracellular region. The transcript is spliced from 2 exons. Lineage: Eukaryota; Metazoa; Arthropoda; Insecta; Diptera; Drosophilidae. The coding region runs from base 80 to 1615 and encodes 511 amino acids. The record is from RefSeq and is a predicted model, not a curated record. Gene Ontology annotation, molecular function: chitin binding.